Molecule: messenger RNA, 972 nt
Organism: Sugiyamaella lignohabitans
Lineage: Eukaryota; Fungi; Ascomycota; Dipodascomycetes; Dipodascales; Trichomonascaceae
Gene: ERV29
Product: Erv29p
Exons: 1
Coding region: 1-972 (323 amino acids)
Biological process (GO): Golgi organization
Cellular component (GO): membrane; endoplasmic reticulum; endoplasmic reticulum-Golgi intermediate compartment
Source: RefSeq, a predicted model, not a curated record
AUGUCAAACCGAUAUCAAAUGCCUCUGGAUGGAGGCGACGUUAAGACCCGAAGACAAGCCAGUGGCGGAAUUUCGGGCUAUGACUCGGCACCUAUGGGAGGAGCCAAUUUUUCGUCUUAUCCUGGAGCCGCGGCCAGUUCGCCGUCGUUCGCCCGUCGGGCACACGAGGUUUCGGAAAAAAUCGAUAAUUUCCUGGGUACUGUUGGAACACCUGUUAAACCGUAUCUUCCAGGAAUCGGCCGGUUCCUGAUUAUUGCCACGUUUGUGGAGGAUGCAUUCAGAAUCGUCACGCAAUGGUCAGACCAGGUGGGGUAUAUUUGGAACGUCCGUGGCUUGCCACAUAUCAUAGCAGUUCUUUUCCUUUCUAUUAAUGUUGUGGCAAUGUUGAUUGGCUCGUUUUCGGUGGUGUUUAAAAAGAGACUUGAAAUCGGCGUGGGUGCUCUGUUAUUUGUGGUGGUGUCACAGGCUCUUGUGUAUGGCCUGAUUUUCAAGUUCUCGUUCUUUUUCCGCAAUGUUUCGCUUGUCGGAGGACUGUUGAUUGUUCUGUCUGAUGCAUUUGUCCGUGACAGGAGAUCUCUCUCUCUACCUGGUUUACCAGUGCUCGAGGAUAAAGACCGUAGCAAGUAUUUACAAUUGGCCGGCCGUAUCCUGCUCAUCUUCCUUUUCAUUGCAUAUAUGGUGACCAGAAACUGGACUGUUAUCGGCGGAUUCUUCAAUGUCAUUGGUUUGGUUGCCUGUAUUAUGGUAGUCGUGGGUUUCAAGGCCAGACUAUCUGCUUCGCUGCUGGUGGUUCUUUUGUCGGUUCAAAACUUGCUCACAAACCCCUACUGGCGCUAUGCUUCACGUAACCCUGCCCGUGACCUGCUCCGCUACGAAUACUUCCAAACUCUCAGCAUCGUCGGUGGUCUCAUCCUGCUCGUGUCGUCUGGCGCUGGCAGAAUCAGCAUCGACGAGAAGAAAAAGAUCUACUAA